UUGAAGGGAAGAUACUGAGCUUGUUUAUGGCUAUGUUGAGCAAGAGGUUGUAGACGAGAGAUUAAAUUACAAAAAAUGAGAGACCCUGAUUCGAUGUUCGGAACCCAGUGCUUUCAUUCCAUUGCUUUUCAUCUUCAUUUGUCAGCUAGCGAAAGUUUUUCUGCGUGUUGCGAAGCUGAGUAUAUUGAAGAUUAAGGGUUUGUUUUUCUGCACAGAAAACAUAAAACCUGGCAAUUUUUGUAUUUUAAUCACUCUGGCAUUGGCUUCAUAAAGCAAUGGGGGUUGGAUGGAACCAGUUUGGAUUAUGGUUCAAAAUAUAUAUUGCCUUGAUUUCUUUGUGGGAAAUUCGAGUGUGUUGGUCGCUGAACAGCGAAGGGUUAGCCUUGUUGGAUUUUCGAGAUAGAAUAACAUGUGAUCCUUAUGGAGCUUUGGUGAAUUGGAAUCCAAAUGACGGUGACCCUUGCAAAUGGUUGGGUGUUCAUUGCAUUGACAGUAAAGUUCAAAUUCUAGACUUAAACUCCUUAUCUUUGGAAGGGACAUUGGCCCCAGAGCUUGGGAAGCUUAGUCACUUAAAAUCUCUUGUGUUGUGUAAGAACAAUUUCUCUGGAACCGUUCCCAAGGGACUUGGAGCUUUAGCCAAACUGGAGUUAUUGGAUUUGAGGAGCAAUAACUUUACUGGAACUAUUCCAGUGGAAGUUAGCAGCUUAUCAGAACUGAAACACUUGUUGCUUUGCGGCAAUAAAAUUGAAGUCAAUGUUUGUCAGGAUGUUGAAAAGUCCAAUUUACCCUCUAAAUGGUUAUUUGUCGACAAGUGUGGCUUGCAUAGAAAAUUUGGAAAUGGUGUAUGGCAGAGAAAUUUUAUACUGUUAAACAAGGCUGUUUCUAGAGUUAUUCAAAUUAAAGGAGAACUUGUGAAAUACUUCAAUGCUUUGGUGCUGCCACUGUUGAAGCUGGAUAAAGCUCUUGAUCUUUGUCAAGUGAAUUUCUAUCACAAUCAACAUGAUUUUCAUGAGCCUGUGGUUGCCCAAACUAUAACAACCCUCAUCAAUUCCGUACGUCGCAGGUUACUUGAUCAAUCUAGUAACCUCGCAGCUGCAGCUGCACCUGUCAGUGUUGGUCCUACCAAACCAAUUGUUUCUCUUCCAGCAACCUUGAGUAGUGGAGCUUUCCCGGCUGUGCCACAUGCCAAGCAACAAAAUCUAUCUCCUGCACCGCCUCCAACUGCUAAUUCCCCACCUAAUACACCAAAUCAAGACCAAACUUCUACUUGGAAACAAGAGCAUUCAACUAAAGGCACUUCUGGAAAUUUGUGGCUUUAUAUAAUUAUUAUCAUUUCAUUUGUGGUUGUGUUGGUCAUUAUUGCUGUGACUAUAUUCUGUUUGUGGCGAGCGCGAGCAGCCAAAACAAUAAGCCCUUGGAAAACAGGGAUAAGUGGACAAUUACAAAAGGCGUUUGUAACAGGGGUUCCCAAACUGAAUCGACCAGAGCUGGAGACAGCCUGUGAGGAUUUCAGCAAUAUUAUUGAUAAUUUUGAUUAUUACGCCAUAUACAAAGGAACACUGUCGAGUGGAGUUGAGAUUGCUGUUGUUUCUACUAAUGUCACUUCUUCUAAAGAAUGGUCAAAGAAUGCAGAGAUGUUCUACAGGAAAACGAUUAGUACAUUGUCUCGUGUGAAUCAUAAGAACUUCAUAAAUCUUAUUGGUUUCUGUGAGGAAGAAGAACCAUUCACAAGGAUGAUGAUUUUUGAGUAUGCUCCUAAUGGUUCCUUGUUUGAGCAUCUCCAUGUUAAGGAAGAUGAAUAUCUUGAUUGGAGUGCAAGGACGAGGAUUGUUAUGGGAAUUGCUUAUUGUUUGCAGUACAUGCACCAUGAUCUAAAUCCACCAGUAUCUCAUUCCGAUCUUAGUUCAUCUUCCAUUUAUUUAACAGAUGACUUUGCUGCCAAGAUAGCAUAUAUGAGUUUUGACAACCCAUCCAUACUAGAAGAAAAAGGAUCUAGCCAUUCUCAGUUGCCACCCAAAGCAAAUCCUGAAACAAAUGUUUAUAAUUUUGGAAUGGUGUUGCUUGAAAUAAUUUCUGGAAAGCUCCCUUACUCUGAAGAACAUGGUCAUCUCACCGAAUUGGCCGCCGAUCACAUCAAAAACAACAGAAGCAUCAAUUAUAUGAUCGAUCCUAUUCUCCAAUCAUACGAAAAGGAUCAACUUGAUGUGAUCUGUGAAGUAAUACAAGAUUGCAUCCAAACAGAUGCAAGGUUCAGACCUCCAAUGAAGGAUGUAGUUUCCAAAUUGAGAGCAGUCAUUAAUAUAUCACCUGAACAAGCGGUUCCGAGACUUUCUCCUCUUUGGUGGGCUGAACUGGAAAUAUUGUCUCUUGAGGCCAAUUAAGUUUGUGUAUUCUAUAACUCUCAUACAUUUUUUAAAUUGUUUUCCUUCACAAUGUUAUAUCAA
Molecule: messenger RNA, 2444 nt
Organism: Neltuma alba
Lineage: Eukaryota; Viridiplantae; Streptophyta; Magnoliopsida; Fabales; Fabaceae
Product: protein MALE DISCOVERER 2-like
Exons: 13
Coding region: 276-2381 (701 amino acids)
Biological process (GO): protein phosphorylation
Molecular function (GO): protein kinase activity; protein binding; ATP binding
Source: RefSeq, a predicted model, not a curated record